Fusarium pseudograminearum CS3096 is the source of this 26679-nucleotide messenger RNA. RefSeq lists its product as uncharacterized. Gene Ontology annotation, molecular function: phosphopantetheine binding; catalytic activity. The coding region runs from base 1 to 26679 and encodes 8892 amino acids. Gene Ontology annotation, cellular component: cytoplasm. The record is from RefSeq and is a predicted model, not a curated record. Gene Ontology annotation, biological process: amino acid activation for nonribosomal peptide biosynthetic process; secondary metabolite biosynthetic process. Lineage: Eukaryota; Fungi; Ascomycota; Sordariomycetes; Hypocreales; Nectriaceae. The transcript has 5 exons.
AUGGAGAACCCCAAUAACGGCCAGGCACAUUUUGAGCCGUCCAAGCUUGUGCUUGGUAGGGUUGCAGCUGACCUAUUCGACACUGAUGUCGAUUCACUCGAUUGGGGCAAGUCCUUUAUCAUGUUAGGUGGUGAUUCCAUUCUAGCAAUCGACUUCAUCGUCAGAUGUCGUGAUGCAGGCAUUUUGGUCGACAUGAGAGAUCUCUUGACGGCUGGUACCUUGGCUCAACUUGCUGAAAGCAUAGCCCAGCAAAACACUGGAGCAGGCAACGGAGUAAAUGGUCACGCAAAUGGAAACGGAAUGAACGGGAAUGGACUUCAUAACGAAGCUACCAUUCGAAAUGGUUCAGAUGACUUGACUACGAGCGCGGCUGCGGCUGGUCGUCGAUUGCGCUUCGCUACCAUGGAGAUACCCGAAAACACGGAUGCCUCUAUCAUCUCGACCGCGAUGGAGCGCAUCGUUGAUCGACACUCAGCCCUACGUUCAAAUUGGUCUAUUUCAUCAACUGGUAAAUGGAUUAUUACAACAGCCUCUGGGUCAGGUCUCAAGUCGCGCCAAUUCUUUUACGGAGAGUUCGCAGAGGCGACGGAAGUGACAGAUGCAUUUGAAUGGCUGAGGAAGGCUCUGCUUUCUGAUGAGCUCUUUCCAUCAGGAUGUUUGGUAAUUCCUAGUGAUGCGCCGGGGUGCAGUCACACUAUUGUUCUUGCUGCAGAUGCAAACGUUGUCGACGCCCUUUCUAUGGGGCUUGUACUGCGAGAAUUGCGCGAGACUAUCAACGGGACCCAGCUCGAGCUCAGCUCCGACUUCCAAUUUAGCGAUUGGAUUGCUCGUGGAUGUCAGGGAUUGGAAGCGCAGGUUGAGAGAGCCAAUACAACAAAGUCCAACUCCAUUACCGAUACUGGCGCUCUCAAACUCAAUGGAAAUACUCGUGACAAUAUUGAUUUUCAGCUAUCUCGAUUGGCAACGGAAAGACUCUUCGCAGCGCAGACACAUGCUGCCUUGAGAACUAGCCCCGUCGACAUUGUGAACGCUGCUGUUUCGCAAUCUCUUGGGCCACGCUAUCGAGACACGGAGAAUGUCCUUACAAUAAUAUCUGCCUACAGUAUCCGGGAGGAGAAAGAUAUCCCCUUAGACUCGAUAGGAUGCUAUGAGGUGGAGACGGAAUUGGCUGCGACAGCUCCAGUGCCGGGCGAGACUUUGGUGCAUCUGGUUCGCCAAAUGCGUGAUGCUCGUGCUGGAUUUUCUGCAGAUUCCAGGUCUUCUACUGCGAUCUACGUUGACUGUACGCGUCUGUGUCAUUUCGAAGAAGGAGAUUAUUCUCCAUGGCUCUCGGAUCCCACUCCUGACCACUCUCCCUACGUAUCUCUGGCAAUGAUAGCCGGACAAGUACAUGUUUCAUUGCACUUCGGCAUUGCUAGGCCUGACGACAAACUCAUUGCUGAUAGACUCAGAUCAUGUCUCGAUGAGAUAGUGGAUGAGCUUGCAAAAGCUCCACGGAUGGGAACCCUCCACGACUUUCCUCUCGUUCGUUGGUCAUACUCCGCGCUGGAUGGACUGGCGAGGGACUUGCAGACACAUGGCUUAGACUUUGGCGACAUUGAAUCAAUUGGACCGUCUACUUCGGUGCAAGAAAGUUUCUUUGUUAGCCAAGCUAUUAAUCCAGGUUCCUACGUUAGCCAUGCCACCCUCAGGUUGCUGCCAACCUCUGCCAAUGUUCCGCGCCGGGUCGAAACAGAGAAGGUUGUGAGGGCAUGGAGCGAUAUUGUUGAGAGACAUGCGAUGCUGAGAACUGCAUUCGCAGAGAGUAAUGACCGGCCUGGUAAGUUUGAUCAACUCGUUUUCAAGCCUACGGCUUUGCCACCACGCGUGAUUGUCAUCUCCUCCUCAGCCGAAACCAGCAUUGUUUCCCCCUUCACCGCGGGGAGGUUUGAAAGUCCGCUGCGGCUUUGCAUCUACGAGAUUAACGCUGAAGAGCUUCGACUCGAACUGGAAAUCUCUCACGCUCUAGUGGAUGGUCACUCUGCUAAGAUUUUGUUACACGACAUCCGCGCCAGUUAUCUGCAAUCUGCCUACUUCUCGCAAAGCGCGCCGCUUCCAUACACGGUUUUUGCAUCCCGUCAGCAGGCCACCUUGAGCGAGGGAGAAGCGUCCGCGGGAAUUACGUAUUGGACGUCUUACCUGAAUGAAGCUAGUGAAUCCCAUUUGCCUCUCAUCACUACCAAUCCGCAGCUGAAAGAUCUGGAAACAACUCGUUGCUCUGUGUCGGUACCUGAUGGAAAGCUGCGUGCAGUCUGUGGUGAACUCUCGAUCACUCCAGCAAACCUGUUCCAUGUCGCAUGGGCGCUAGCCCUUCGACGCAUUAUUCUCUCUGACAGAAUUACCUUUUCAUAUAUUGUCUCUGGACGUAACAGUGAUGCAGAUGGCGUCGAGGCGACAGUUGGGCCUUUCGUCAAUACUUUGCCAUUCGCUCUCGCACUGAACCCAGAGAACAGCAUUGCUGAUGUACUUGGGUCUGCAAAGCAAGAUUGGCAGAAUGGCUUGCAAUUUCAGAACAUACCGAUUGCCGAUCUAGCCGCAGCAAAAACGCGAUCAUUGAAGAGACUUGGAAACACAUUGCUCUCCAUUGAGCGCGAGGGAUCAAACACGCAUCCAUUUACAGAAGGAACCUAUAUGAGCUUGGACGCAAGGACAAGCGCAGCAGACUUUGAUCUUAUUGCCAACAUCAGAUUCAAUGAACAACGAAUCAAUUUGAGUGUCGAAUACUGGGCUUCUAGGAUAGCCGGGCCAGUUGCGAAGGCCCAGAUGGCGGCAUUCGAAGACGCAGUGUCAUUUUUGUUAGAAGGAGUGGACUUGUCGGUCCGCGACUUUCCAAGUCAUAGCCCACAAGACCGAGCUGCGUUUAUCAGGUGGAACUCGACCAAACCUGCACGUCUUGAAAGCUGCGUUCACGAAUUGGUUGUGGAAAAGAUGGCUGAACAGCCGGAAGCACUGGCAGUGAGCUCGUGGGACGGUGAGUUAACUUAUGGCGAGUUGGAACGCGCGAGUCGUCGACUGGCCUAUCACUUGGUCGAGAAAGGCGUGGGCCCUGAGGUAAUGGUUGGCAUGUGCAUGGAGAAGUCAAAGCUGGGCGUUGUCGCUAUGGUAGCGACUCUUCUUGCAGGUGGUGGCUUGGUGCCUCUUGGAGUGUCCCAUCCCCUGGCACGCAUUGAAGGUAUCGUCAAGGACGCGGCUUCGCCACUCAUACUCGUUGAUCGUGUUCAUGAGGAGAGAUUAGCUGAGCUGGGCUCCUAUACAGAGUUAGUUGCCGUUGACUCUUUCUUCGACAACGCGUCUUCGACCGCCAUACCGUCUUCCGGUCCCUUCACCUCCGUAGGGCCGGAUAACGUGGCUUGGAUGAUAUUCACUUCGGGUAGUACAGGAAAGCCCAAGGGUGUUGUCCUCGAGCACGGCUCCCUUGCUACCAGUAUUCUCUACCAUGGCCGCAGGCUUGAUAUCCAACCUCAUGAUCGUCUUCUUCAGUUCGCAGCCUUCACUUUCGACGCUGCCAUACAAGAAAUUAUAACGGCUCUUGCUUUUGGCGCAACGACCUGUAUUCCUUCCGAAAGUGAUCGUAUGGACCGGUUGUCAAACUAUCUCGCUGAGUCCAAGGUCACUAUCGCAACCUUAACAUCAACAGUGGCUGCAUUAGUUCGGCCGCAGGAGACUCCGACAGUGCGGACGAUAAUACUGAUGGGCGAAGCGGUGCAAGCCAAGGUCGUUGAUCAAUGGAUAGAUUAUGCUACCGUCAUCAACGCUUACGGGCCAUCGGAGUGUUGUAUUCACUCAACCUGCAGACCAGUCACGGAUAGUUCUGCAUCUUUGAAUAUCGGGACCGCUAUUGCUGGUGCGACUUGGGUUGUCAACCCGACCAACAUCAACCAACUUGUGCCGUUGGGAGGUCAAGGAGAGCUUCUUCUCGAAGGUCCUCUACUUGCAAGAGGUUAUCUCAAUGAUUCUGUGAAGACGGCCCAGGCCUUCGUGACCGACCCUGCUUUUGUUCGGGAACUUGAACUUGGCAGUAAUCAGCAUAGGAUGUACCGGACGGGAGACCUGGUGCAGCAAAACACGGAUGGAACAUUGACAUAUCUGGGCCGCAUUGACUCACAAAUCAAGAUCCGUGGUCAGCGCGUGGAGAUUGGAGAGAUUGAGUACCACAUAGGAAAGCAAGGAGGCGUCCACGAUGCAGUCGUUCUCUAUAUGCGACAAGGUCCCCUUGCUGACCGUCUGGUUGCUGCCGUCAACUUGGGCGAGUCCUCAUCAGUCGAUCGCCCUCAGACCUCGACCGUUCAAGUUGUUUCGGAGGAUCAUAUGGCAAAUGCAAGACUCCGCCUGCGUGAAGUGCAACACGGCUUGUCGCGGCAGGUAAUGCACUACAUGGUGCCCAGUAUAUGGCUCCCUUUAUCAGCGAUGCCAAUGAAUCAGUCAGGUAAAACAGACCGACGCGCCUUGACUGAUUGGAUAAAAUCAUUAUCAUCUGAUGAUAUCGCAGCUCUGAGUAACGGUGGCGAUGCCGAUGAUGUGGACGACAUAUCGGCGACAGCUGUUGAACGAGAGCUACGACAAAUUUGGAGCGAAGUCUUGGCUGUUCCGUUGGGCAGCGUAACAUAUUCAAGCAGUUUCUUUAGUCUCGGCGGUGACUCGAUUACAGCGAUGCAAGUAGUCUCGGCUAGCCGAUCGCGUGGGAUUCUCAUAACCGUACGCAAAGUUCUCGACUGUCAGACAAUCCCCGAACUGGCAGCCGAAGUGCAGGCGACCCAGAAUUCAGAUUACGCAGCUGUACCAGAAGGUGCAAUUGCGCUGUCGCCCAUCCAACAGAUGUACUUUGAGAGUAUAGCGGCUGAUGGACUUCGUGCUGACAAUGAGCAUUGCUUCAACCAAGGAGUCUUGCUUCAUGUUACACGCCAAAUCACUUUGGCAGAGUUGACCCGAGCUUUGGACAUGGCUGUUGCCAAACAUGCUAUGCUUCGAGCCCGAUUUCAAUACAGUCAAGAACAGGGCUGGCAGCAGCGGAUAGAGAGGGAGGUAACCGGUUCCUAUCGUUUAUGUGCGCAUACAGCCGGCGACACAGAAAUGUCGGGGAUUGUUGCCCAGUCCCAGUCGACUCUUGACAUAGAGAAUGGCCCCGUGUUUGCAGCCGAUCUUAUCGAAAGAGAGGAUAGGCAAGUCCUUCACUUGGUCGCCCACCAUCUUGUUAUCGACCUUGUGUCCUGGCGUAUUCUGUUGCGAGACCUGGAGGAGGUGAUCGUCAAUCAAAAACUACCGAAUCCAAGCAGUUUGUCAUUCCCAACAUGGUUAGGAAGACAAAAAGAAUCCCUGAGCAAGGUCUCGAAUGUGCUUGAUACAUUGCCGAUGAUUGUGCCAAAGACGAAUUGGACCUAUUGGGGGCUUACUCCCGGCCAGGAGACUUUCGGUAGCCGUUCUAGUACUCAGGCAAGGUGCGAUAUCGAAACCACCUCGUUACUUACCGGUGGCGCGAAUUCUCCCCUCAAAACCGAGCCGGUUGAAAUACUGUUAGCUGGUCUACUUCUGUCUUUUCAACAAGUCUUUGCCGAUCGGCCUGUGCCAACAGUCUUUACUGAAGGGCAUGGCCGUGAGGCUCCAGAUGAUGGGACAGACUUGUCAGAGACCAUAGGCUGGUUCACGACAAUGAGCCCGAUCUAUGUUUCAUUCACUGAAGCUAGCAGUAACGGCGCGAUUGACGUUCUCAGGCAGGUCAAGGACCAGCGUCGUCGCAUUCCUGGCCGCGGAGUUCCUUAUUUCGGUAGUCGCUUCUUGACUGCUCAAGGCAAGGAGCAAUUCGCAGGACAUGGCCCGGCAGAGAUCAUGUUCAACUACACAGGACGUUUCCAACAACUCGAAAGGGAUGAUGCCUUGUUUCAUUUCGACCGAGACAACAAUUCAAGCACCAUGGCGCGAGCCGGUGAUUUAGUGAAGCUUUUUGCCGCGCUUGAUGUUGCCAUCACGAUAGAAGCAGGCAAAUUAUGCAUCACUGUUCAUUACAGCAAUCAAUCGCGAUGUCAAGAAGGUAUCCGAAGAUGGGUUGAAGUAUAUGGCCAAACCGUCAAGAGCUUAGUCAAUGCGCUGAAUACAGUGGAACCAAUGGCAACAGCAACGGAUUUUCCACUUGCGCGUCUUUCUGACAGUGACAUGGAAACCAUUGAAGGGCAGUACCUGCCUAUGAUAGGUCUCACUUCUUCUGCCGAGAUUGAAGAUAUACUGCCCUGCUCGCCAAUCCAGCAGGGUAUUCUGUUGACCCAACUGCAGUCGCCGUCAACCUAUUGUAUUUACCAGACAUGUCGCAUCGUACCAUCUGGUGAUGCGCCUGUCAGCGCGGACCGGCUCAUUGCAGCUUGGAGAGAGGUUGUGUCUCGGCAUUCUAUCCUUCGGACCGUGCUCUUGGAACCACUGCAGGGCCAGGAAAACUUCAUCCAGGUCGUGUUGAGACACCCUGAAAUUGGAAUCAUCAAGAAAGACGGUAUUACAGAUGGAGUAACUGCUGCUGAGUGGCUUGCUUCACGACCGUCCUUGGACGUCUCAAUUCUUGGCCGCCCUCCUCACCUUCUCACCGUGCUGACAACAGUGUCUGGAGAAGUCUAUUGCCGAUUUGACAUCAGCCAUGCUCUGGUCGACGCCUCCUCGGUUACAUUAAUUAUGCGGGAUCUCAUGGACGCAUAUGACGAAGAAAAGUCGCAGUCGGCUGUCAGUGGCUCUAAAUACAGCACCUAUGUUGCCUUCCUUCAAGGAAGAGACUCACAGGAUGAUCUCCAGUACUGGACAUCACUGUUGCAAGAUGCUGAGCCGUGUCUUUUACCCCCGAAUGACCCAACCCAUGAUGCUGGAGAUCAACCAACAAUCAAGAAGGUAUCCACCCGGAUUGAUGACAUUGGCAAACUUCACCAAUUCCGAGAUAAGUAUGGUGUUUCUGUAGCCAGCAUAUUUCAAUUGUCAUGGGCCUUGGUCCUCGCAAUGCAAACUUGUUCCCGAAAUGUCAGCUUUGGUAACCUGUCUAGUGGCCGCGACGUACCAAUCUCAGGCGUACAAGAGCUGGUAGGACCAAUGAUCAACAUGCUUGUUUGCCAUCUAGACCUGAACUGGGGUGAGGGGGUCUCUGAGGCAGCUCGAAAGCUUCAGAGUCAAUCCACCGAGGCAUUCGAACAUCAGAGGACAUCUUUGGCAGCAAUUCAGCACGGGCUUGGUCUCUCAAGAAACCAACCACUCUUCAACAGCACCUUGUCAUACAAACGACAAGCGUCGACAAGCUCCGGGAGAGCAUCGUCCAUCACACUCGAAGGCCUGACCUGGGAGGACCCGACGGAAUACGAUGUCCACAUCAAUAUUGAAGCAUCUUCAACCAGCAUUGAUAUUAACAUGCAAUAUUCCACAGCAGCAUUCUCUGAGACGACAACAAAGAAACUUGUUGACAGUCUAGUACAUGCUGUAUUUGCUGUAUGUGGUGGUGGAGACAGAGCUCUUGGCCAGCUGAGACUGCUGUUGCCCGCUGAAGAGGCGAAGUUGUGUGAGUGGAAUUCUGUCAUCCCGCCACGCGUCGAACGUUGUGUCCACGAACUUGUGCUUGACAGGAUGGUCAGUCAGCCAGAGGCAUUGGCCGUCAGUGCAUGGGAUGGUGAUCUUACAUAUGCCGAGCUGAACCACAGUAGCUAUCAGUUGGCCCACCACCUUGUUGCUGAGCGAGGCAUAGGCCCUGAAGUGAUGGUCGGUCUGUGUAUGGAUAAAUCGAAAUGGGCAAUAGUGGCCAUGAUCGCUGUGCUACGCGCUGGCGGUACUCUGGUACCCCUCGGCGUCCAAGAGCCUUUCUCCCGAAUCGAAAUGAUCACAGGAGAAACGGGCACACCUCUUGUCUUGGUUGACCGCCACCACGAGCAACGGGUGGCGGGGCUAGACACACAACUGUUCACAGUUGACUAUUUCUUUGAUGCCGUCUCUCCUAUUUCGAUGCUGCCACCCUUCGCUGAGCUAUCUGCCACCCGGCCUGACCAUGCAGCUUGGGUCAUUUUCACAUCUGGCUCGACCGGCAGGCCCAAGGGUGUUGUACUUGAGCAUGGAUCUGUGGCAACAAGCAUACUUGCUCACGGUCCUGCAAUCGGUAUACAGAUCCAAGACAGAGUGUCGCAAUUUGCAGCCUAUACCUUUGACGUGUCUAUCGCAGAGAUCAUGACGACGCUUACCUUUGGCGCAUGCGUUUGUGUACCCUCUGAAGACGAUCGCACAAAUCGUCUCACUCAAUUCCUAUCAGAAUCAGAGGUGUCUAUCGCUACGUUGACGUCGACUGUAGCGGCACUCGUUCAACCGGACAAAACGCCAAAGAUCCGGACGUUAGUCUUGACAGGCGAAGCUGUUCAGCCUAAGGUUGUUGAUCAAUGGAUGCAUCGCGCUACAGUCAUUAAUGCGUACGGCCCUGCUGAAAGCUCUAUUUGGACCACGGGUAAGGUAAUCGAGAACGCUCUGGAUGCUACUAACAUAGGAACACCACUUGCCGGGGCCUUCUGGGUUGUGAACCCGGAUAGUGUUGGACAAUUGGUUCACAUCGGCGAACUCCUCAUCGAAUCGCCUUUACUAGCCCGCGGGUACUUGAACGACCCAGUGAAGACCGCGGCAUCAUUUAUCACAAACCUAGAGCUCUUGAAGAAUCUUGGCCUCGGCAUUGGCUCUAGGCGCAUGUACCGUACUGGCGAUCUCGUCCGGCAGAACCAAGAUGGGACAAUCACUUACCUCGGUCGUCGAGAUACCCAGGUUAAGAUUCGCGGGAUGCAAGACGCAGUUGUUCUAUACAUGAACCAGGGUGCUCUAGCUGGGAGGCUCAUUGCCUUUAUCGUCUCGUCUGAUACGUUGGCUGCCAGUCAUGAUCAGAGCAAGCCGCAAUCCAGUGCCAGCAUCCAGCGCGUCCAUGAAGAGCAAAAUGAAACCGCUGAUAUCUGGUUGAAAGAUGUACAACAAAAUCUCUCGCAGCUGGUAAUGCAUUAUAUGAUGCCGAGUGUCUGGAUUCGCCUAUUAGCUAUCCCUAUCAACGCAUCAGGCAAGACUGAUCGUCUUGGACUGUUUCGGUGGGUUGAGUCUUUGUCUGCAGAGGACACUGCAGCGUUGACUGACGCGGGAGCGAUUGAAGGGGAGGAUAUUGAUGAAUCAUCUGCCACACCGAUUGAGCGAGAAUUGCGACAGAUAUGGAGUGAGGUUCUCGACGUACCGAUCUCUCGUGUGACAUACUCAACCAACUUCUUCAGCCUUGGAGGUGACUCGAUUACGGCUAUGCAGGUGGUGUCCGCUUGUCGGGCUCGCGGCAUCCUCGUGACAGUCCGGAAGGUCCUAGACUGCCAAACAAUUCCUGAGUUAGCAGCCAACUCCCAAACGGGCCGAGAGGAUGCCGCCCAUCUGGCAAGAAUUCCGGAGGGCGUCUUCGGACUAUCACCCAUACAGCAGAUGUUCUUUGACGAAAUUGCAGGAGAUGGUCUUCGUGCCGAUAUGGACUACCGCUUCAAUCAGGCGGUUUCAUUGUAUACCACACAACGGAUCGAGAAAACAGACUUGAUCUGGGCUAUAAAUGCUCUCGUCUCUAAGCACGCCAUGCUUCGAGCCCGUUUCCGCUACACUCAGGACAAUGCUUGGCAGCAGUGGAUAGAGAAGGAUAUCACUGGGAGCUACCGCUUCCAGGAUCAUACGGUGGCGGAUGUCGAGUUAAUGCAGAAUCUCAUCGAGAAGUCACAGGCCACUCUCGAUCUGGAGCAUGGCCCUGUCUUUGCAAUCGACUUCAUUGAAAGACAAGACAGGCAGGGCAGACAGGUCUUGCACCUAGUUGCUCAUCAUCUUGUUAUUGAUCUGGUUUCAUGGCGCAUUUUAAUACGAGAUCUGGAAGAACUCUUGGUCCAUCACAAGCUCCCCAACCCAACGAGUCUCUCCUUCCCAGUGUGGCUUGAGCGUCAACAAGACUCUUUGAAUAGGCUUGUGACCGAGACAGAAGAGGGAGCAGAUAAAUCACUGGAAGAAACUUUGCCAGUAGUAGUUCCAAAUGCGAACUGGGGCUACUGGGGUCUUGUCCCCGGCAACGACAUCUACGCCAGCCUCUCUACCAUUGAGGUCCAGUGUGGCUCUGCUACCACCUCGCUAUUGUCAGGCAAUGCCAACAAUGCCCUUAAGACCGAACCUGUUGACAUCCUGCUUGCUGCCCUGAUUAGUUCGUUCCAAGAUGUCUUUGCAGAUCGUUCUAUGCCUGCAGUUUUUACUGAAGGCCACGGUCGUGAAACCGAGGAGGAGGAAAUUGACCUUUCUGACACAGUCAGUUGGUUUACCACGAUGGUUCCAGUCCACGUCCCACAAGGAGCUGCCAAAAACGCUAUAGAAGUACUCAGAAAGGUAAAGGACCAGCGCCGUCGUCUUCCUGGAAAGGGCCUGCCCUACUUUAGUAGCCGGUACCUGACAAGUCACGGACGGGAGAAGUUCGCAAGUCACGGUCCGGCCGAGAUUAUCUUCAACUACCUGGGACGUUUUCAACAACUUGAACGAGAUGACGCGCUUUUCCAUAUCGAGGAGGAUGACACGAGCGCGUCCUCGCAGUUUGGACCUCUGGUCAAGCUCUUUUCUGUACUCGACGUUUCUGCUGGAGUUGAGGCAGGACAACUAUCGAUCAAGGUCCGCUUCAGCCGGGAAUCACUACACCAGUCCGCCAUUAAGCAAUGGGUGAAAUUGUAUGGAGACACGGUCAAGACGCUAGUUGAGGAACUCACAAUGGUACCUCUUACACUCACAGCGACUGACUUUCCGCUUGCCCGACUAUCCGACAGUGACUGGGAACUGAUCGAAGGACAAUAUUUGAAGACAGAGAUGGGGCUCUCAUCUACCAAGGAAGUGGAAGAUAUCCUCCCGUGUUCAGCGAUACAGCAAGGUAUCCUACUUACACAACUUCAAUCCCCUUCGACCUACUGUAUCCAUCAAACUUGCCGCAUCCUGCCAACCGACCAUACGCGCCCCGUCAGCAUACAGCGUCUCGUUGUAGCUUGGCACCAAGUUGUAGCGCGACACUCAAUUCUCAGGUCCGUUCUGGUAGAACCGUUACCUGCUCAGGAAAGUUUUCUCCAGAUCGUCCUACGGGAACCACAGAUUGACGUCCAGAUUACGGAUGGAGAGGAUAUCAGGGAUGAGGAAGCGGUCGAGUGGCUCGCUUCGCAAUCAACGCUUGACAUUACGAAAUUGAGCCGCCCUCCUCAUCGCUUGAUAAUCCUGAAGACGAACACAGACAAUGUUUACUGUCGUUUCGAUGUCAGCCACGCUCUAGUAGACGCUUCUUCAGUGGCACUGAUUUUGCGUGAUCUCAUUGCCGGAUAUGAGGGUGAACUGGGAUCCAGUGGCGGCUCCAACUACAGUGACUAUGUGGCCUUCCUUGAGAACAGACAGCAACACAACGAUCUCCAAUAUUGGAAGUCGUUGCUUGCUGAUGCCGAGCCCUGCCUCUUACCCCUACAGCAACCAGUACAUGAAGCUAGCCAGGCGCAUCUUGGCCAUGUCAUUGAUCAGCUUGAUGACAUAACGAUGGUGCACCAAUUCCGUGAUAGACACAAUGUCUCUAUUGCUAGUAUCUGUCAACUUUCUUGGGCUUUAGUACUGGCAAACUGGACGGGAUCACGUAACAUCAGCUUCGGCAACCUCUCGAGUGGUCGCGACGUUCCUAUUCCUGGCGUCCAAGAACUUGUUGGGCCGAUGAUUAAUAUGCUAGUGUGUAACUUGUUCUUAGACUGGGAUGCAUCGACAACAAUUGGCGGCUUGGCUCGUAAGCUACAAAGCCAAUCUACUGAAUCUUUCGAGCACCAGAGAGCAUCUCUAGCAUCCAUCCAACACGAACUAGGCUUUUCAAAAGACCAGCCGCUAUUUAACAGCACGGUUUCUUACAGACGCCAAGUCUCACCCUCGUCUGAUUCUAAGCCAGCAGCAAUCAGACUGGAAGCCGUCAUCUCUGUGGAUCCAACAGAGUAUGAUGUACAUGUCAACAUCGAUGCCUCUUCAACAAGUCUCGAGUUCAAUCUUCAAUACUCGACUGCAGUUCUCUCCAAAGCAGCGGCCACAAGGCUCGCUGAGAGUCUAGUGCAAGCUGUCCGUAUUGUGGCCCAGAACGUUGAUCGACCACUGCGGGAGCUUACAAGUAGUCUACUGCCCGUUGGAGAUAAAUUGCAGCUACAAGAAUGGAACUCGGCUGUGGCCCUACCUGUCCAACGAUGUGUGCACGAAUUGGUCUCAGAUCGGAUUUACACUCUACCUGAAGCAUUGGCUAUUAGCUCUUGGGAUGGAGAUAUGACAUAUGAUCAAUUAGGUGAUACCAGCCGCAGACUGGCGUCCUAUCUGGUUGAGCAAGGAGUAGGUCCUAAGACAAUGGUCGGCUUAUGUUUGGACAAGUCAAAAUGGGCAAUUGUCGGUAUGCUUGCAGUACUGUUCGCUGGCGGUGCCGUUGUUCCUCUUGGCGUUCAACACCCGGUCAGCCGGAUCAGAAGCAUCGUCGAGGACACGAAUGCCCCAAUCAUUCUUGUCGAUGACAUCCACGAGAAGAGACUAGCAACCAUGACAGCUCAUACGCAGCUGCUUUCCGUUGAAUCCUUUUUCCGAGCAUCUCAACCAGUGUCUCUGCAAUCUGGAAAGUCGACUGUACGAUUUGAAGAUCCAGCUUGGAUCAUUUACACUUCCGGAAGCUCAGGAGUUCCCAAGGGCGUCGUCCUCCAACAUGACGCCCUCGCAACAAGUAUACUUGCCCAUGGGCCAGUCAUUGGCGUCAAGCCAUUCGACCGGCUAUCACAAUUUGCAGCUUACACUUUUGAUGUUUCUAUUGCAGAGAUCAUGACUGCGCUAUCUUUCGGCGCUUGUGUCUGCGUCCCUUCAGAGCAGGACCGUAUGGAACGACUUCCAUCUUUCUUGAAGGAUGCGAAUAUUACCAUAGCAACCUUAACAUCGACAGUGGCAGCACUCAUUCAGGAGGACAUUCCUACAAUACGCACGAUGGUCCUGACUGGUGAAGCUGUUCAAUCAAAGGUGGUCGAUCGGUGGGUACAACAGGCAACUGUUAUAAACGCCUACGGUCCCUCUGAAAGCUCUAUCUGGGCAUCUUGCAACAUAGUGAAAAGUGGUACAGAUGCCCUGAACAUUGGCAAACCCCUCGCCGGUGCAUUCUGGGUUGCCAACCCGGACAAUGUCGGGCAGUUGGUGGUUCGUGGAGCACCAGGAGAAUUGCUCAUCGAAGGCCCCUUGCUGGCAAGGGAGUAUUUGAAUGAUCCUGAAAAGACCUCGACAGCCUUUGUGUCAGAUCCUAAGUUUAUGCAAGAGCUCGGACUAAUCCCAGGUCGGCGUUUAUAUCGCACUGGUGACUUGGUACAACAGAACGAAGAUGCUACACUUACUUAUUUGGGCCGCAUUGACAGCCAGAUCAAGAUUCGAGGCCAGAGAGUAGAGGUCGCUGAGAUUGAGAGUCAAAUUGUCCGAUUACUUCCAGGAGCGCGUGAGGCUGUCGUCGACUUGGUACGCCCAGAAGGUGAAGUUCACGACGGACCACUUAUUCUGGUAGCUGUCAUUGAGCAUUCUGAUGCUAGCCCUUCCCUCGAUGGCGAAGUGUUCAGCCUUGAUGGCAUUACGCAAAUUCCAGACAACGCACUCCAGGCGCUUGGAAAGCUAGACAACGACCUCGGUAGCGUCCUGCCUCCUUACAUGGUACCUGCAGCAUUCCUGCUAGUGUCUAAGCUUCCGAUAAACGCUUCUGGCAAACUUGAUCGUCGUGUCGUUCGGCAAAAACUGCAGUCAACAUCCCGCGACACGAUCGUCAGGUUCUCGGGCUCCAGAGAUUCGAUCAAAGCGGCACCCACUACUGAUUUGGAACGGAAACUACAGAUACUUUAUUCCACUGCAUUGAGACUUGUUCCAGAAGCUGUGGGCCUUGAUGACUCUUUCUUCAAACUCGGCGGAGACUCGGUCGCAGCCAUGAAGCUGACCGCUGUCGCUCGUGCUCAGAACGUUUCCGUCUCGGUAGCCGAUAUCUUCCGCUGGCCCCGUCUGGCAGAUCUGUCAAGAGUUGUGGAAGAGAAGUGCAGUCGUGACAUUGGACCACUGGACAAAGAUCCAGCCCCUUUCAGCCUGUGGCCAGAACUGACAGAGACUCGGACUGAAAUUCAGACCGACGACCACAACGACAAGACAAGACAAGCAAGACUUUUAGAAAAUAUAGCUACUCGAUGUAAUACAUCAGCUGAUCAAAUUGAGGAUGUUUAUCCAUGCAGCCCAAUGCAAGCCGGCCUGAUGGCGAUUACCGCACAACGCCCCGAGGCCUACGUUAUCCAACGGGUGUUCAAGCUACAUGAUGACCUGUCCACUCAGCAGCUCAAAGAUGCAUGGACACGUCUGACUGGCAAGCUCUCUGUCUUGCGUACUCGAAUCAUACCUUCGGCUUCGGCACAGGCCGACGCACUGCAGGUUGUGAUACAAGAAGCCCCAGUAUGGCAAGAUUGCAGAUCACUAGAGGUCUACUUGGCUACGGACCGGGCCACUCCCAUUACAUAUGGUCGAGCGCUUAGUCGCACCGCGGUUGUUGACGAUCCUGCUGGUCGUUAUUUUAUAUGGACGGUACAUCACAGUAUAUACGAUGGUUGGAGUGUUGCAAGGACGAUGGAAAUGCUCACACAGCUGUUGAGUGGACAGUCGACGUUCUCCCCAGCACCGGUUUCCCGUUUCAUCAACUAUUUGGUCCAACAAGACAAGGACCAAAUCGCAAAUUUCUGGAACGGACAUUUCGAAGGUGCAAACUGGGUUCGCUAUCCAGCCAUAGCAUCACCACAAUACCGGGCCAAGCCGCGCGAUACACUGCAGAGUCAAAUGCACGUCAACUUGGAAACAGGCGGCCCUGCAACAAUGUCCACACUUCUACGGGCUGCUUGGGCCUUGUUGGUUGCUACAAAUACAGGUGCCAACGAUGCAGCUAUCAAUGUUGUCCUCUCGGGCCGCAUGGCACCUAUAGAUGCAGUGAUGGAUGUUAUCAGUCCACUUGUCACUACUGUUCCAUUUUACGUAUCUGCCUCCAAACAGCAGUCUGUGCGUGUCUUCCUCGAGACAAUUCACCGCCGCGCUACAGAAAUGAUCCCGUACGAACACACCGGUCUACAGAAUAUCAGGGCACUCGUCCCUGGUCUAGGAUCAGAGUUUGAUCCGGGCCAUACAUUUGUUGUCCAGCCUGCCGGAGAGAGUGAGUCCGCAGACUUACCUAUGUUCAAAAUGGACGUCGAACGCGACGCUACUUCAUUCGACGCAUUCGACGCCUACGCAUUGACGGUUGAAUGCACGGUAGGCGGACAGAACCCAGGCGAUGUGACGAUCGAAGUACGUUACGAUCGUGCUGUUCUUGCAGUUGACACAGUGCAACACCUGAUUGUCCAGUUGGCGCAUAUAGUUCAGCAGUUGGCGCAAAACGCAGCGACGGACAAGCCACUUUCAGAGCUUCAAUUACUCACAGAUGAGGAUUGUGACCAGCUCCGUGAGUGGAACUCCGUUGUGCCGCCACGUCUCGAGCGCUGUCUUCACGACUUGAUACUUGAGACGAUGACUAGCUAUCCCACGGCUCCAGCUAUUUCUUCAUGGGAUGGUGAAAUGACAUACAGCGAGCUGAACGACGCCAGCCAAUACUUAGCCUACCAUCUUGUUGAUCAAGGAAUAGGCCCAGAAGUGAUGGUCGGCCUCUGUAUGGAUAAGUCCAGAUGGGCCGUGGUGGCUAUACUUGCUAUUCUUCGCGCAGGCGGCGUCGUCGUUCCGCUGGGAAUCCAACAACCCCUUUUACGAAUUGAAGGAAUCAUACAGGAUACAUCCUGUCCACUUAUUUUGGUUGACCGAAGUCAAGAACAUCGGCUAGCUUCACUGUCUGACCGCGCAUCUCUCUUCUCCGUCAGCUCUUUCUUUGAUGCGGUCCCAACUCCAUUAGCAAAGAGCCAUAACUUGUCCACUAAAGCACUUCCAUCUGUGAAACCAGAUCACAGUGCUUAUGUCAUAUUCACAUCAGGUUCAACUGGCGUUCCUAAGGGCAUCAUCCUUGAGCACGGUGCCCUUGCAACAAGCAUCAUCGCCCAUGGAACCGAGUUUGGCAUGGACAUUAAGAAUUGUGACCGAGUAUUGCAGUUCGCAGCGUAUACCUUCGAUGUUGCCAUUCAAGAUAUUAUCGCAACGUUGUCUUUUGGCGCGUGCCUCUGUAUACCGUCUGAACAUGAUCGAAUGAACCGGCUGGUGCCGUAUAUCUCCGAAGCGAAGGUCACUUUCGCUAUCUUGACGCCGACUGUAGCUGCAUUGAUCCAACCACAAGAUGUCCCUUCAAUCCGAACAUUGAUCUUAGGAGGCGAGGCUCUCCCAGCAAAGGUUGUCGAUCAAUGGAUAGGUCACGCCAACAUCAUCAAUGGCUACGGCCCUUCAGAAUGCUCUAUCCAUUCUACAUGCCACAAGGUACAGCAUAGUUCAGAAGCCUCGAUCAUAGGACGGGGAAUUACCGCCAAAACCUGGGUUAUUGAUUCUUCCAAUUCUGACCAACUCGUUCCGAUUGGGGCUAUCGGGGAGUUGAUUAUCGAAGGACCAUUACUAGCUAGGGGCUAUCUCAACGACCCCUUGAUGACGGCAAAUUCUUUUAUAACAGAUCCCGCAUUUGUUCAACAGCUCGGCUUCAGUCCGAAUCGCCGCAUGUACCGCACAGGCGACUUGGUGCAACAAAACAUGGACGGCUCACUGGUUUACCUGGGUCGCAGAGAUACGCAAGUCAAGAUCCGUGGUCAACGCGUGGAGGUUGGUGAGAUCGAAAGCCACAUCUUGGAUCUGUUACCGAACGCACGCGAGGCCAUCGUUGAUGUAAUACAGGCAGCAGCUGAGGACCAGGACGUGUCACCGAUGCUAGUGGCGGUCAUUGAGACUGAUGUUUCCGACACUGAAGUUCUUGCUUCUGACACACAAAUGGAGCUUUAUAGUCCGUCGCAGAUCACCCAGAAGAUGCGCGAAGGACUGGACGGACUUGAUACCGAUCUUGGCUUGGUUUUACCAGCUUAUAUGGUCCCUACUGUAUAUCUACUCGCAUCGAAGCUUCCUCUUAACGCAUCUGGAAAACUCGACCGACGCGCAGUCAGGGAUCAACUUAUGUUGCUUCCUCGUCAUGUGUUGAGCAGCUUCUCUGGCCUGGCCAACAGCAAACAGAUGCCGACUACUCCUAUGGAGCAAAAGCUGCAGACUCUGUACACGUCAGUACUUGCGCUGAAGCCCGAGGCAGUUGGCAUCAGUGACUCGUUCUUCCGACUUGGCGGAGACUCAGUUGCAGCUAUGAAGUUGACGGCUGCGGCUCAUGCCCAGGGUAUCCCCCUUACUGUUGCUGAUAUAUUCCAAUGGCCUCGACUUGCGGAUCUAGCAGAAGCCAUGGAAGAGAAGGGUGGUUACGGAUCUAGCUCUGCAGGCCAAAAAGAUCCGGAGCCGUUCAGUCUUUGGCCAGAGCUUCAGACAGGUGCUACGGAAAAGUCGCGACUUUUGGCAGAUGUUGCAGUACAAUGCGGCGUGUCAAUUGAUAAGAUCGAAGAUGUAUAUCCUUGCAGUCCAUUACAAGCUGGCUUAAUGACCAUCACGGCCCAGCGUCCUGAAGCUUACGUUGUUCAACGCGUCUUCAAGCUGCAAGGAGGUAUCUCUACACAGACGUUGAAGGCCGCUUGGACACAACUCAUCACAGAUCUUCCCAUCUUGCGAACUCGUAUCAUCCCAUCUGUGCAAGCAACGGCGUUGCAAGUUGUUUUACGGGAAACGCCUAUUUGGCAAGCCGGGAUUUCGCUAGAGGAUUAUCUCACUGCCGAUCGAGCUAUUCCUAUGAUAUACGGUGGUGCUCUAAGCCGUACAGCAAUUCUUGAGGAUGGAAGCCAUCGUCACUUCAUAUGGACAGUCCAUCAUAGCAUCUACGAUGGCUGGAGCAUGGCUAAGACUAUGGAGAUGCUUGAAGGGCUAUUGAGCGGCAGCACACUCUCGCAUCCAGUGUCAGUUCCUGUCUCCCGCUUUAUUGGUUACCUGACCCAGAAAGACAAGGACCAGACCGCAAUGUUCUGGCAGAAGCACCUUGAGGGAGCGAACUGGACCCGUUACCCCGAGUUGCCAUCUCAACAACACAUCAUUAAUCCUCGAGUUACAUCGCACAGGCGUCUUCGAAUCCCCAAGAUAGCUGGAUCGACAACAUUCAUUGUGCUGCGUGCUGCUUGGGCACUCCUGGUUGCCUCCAAGACAGGUGCUGAUGAAGCAGUCAUUAACGUCGUGCUCUCAGGCCGUGCGGCCCCCGUGAAGAACCUCCUACAUCUCGUGGCGCCUACAAUUACCACUGUUCCUUUCCACGUUUCUACCUCAACAAGCCAAUCAAUACGAGAUUUCCUUGCCAACAUACAGGGUCAAGCCACCGAUAUGAUUCCGCAUGAGCAUACCGGUCUCCAGAAUAUUAGGCGUAUGGUUUCUAGUCUGGGACCUGAUUUUGACCCCGGUCAUAUCUUUGUAGUCCAACCGGCUGCAGAGAUGGAGUCGACAGUUACGAAUUCCCACCUGCAAAUCGAGCGCGAAGCUAGUUCUAUGGAUGCCUUCCACGCUCAAGCACUAACAAUUGAGUGUACUGUGGGACACGACACAAGAGAUGUUGAAGUCGAAUUGCGCUUUGACGACGCAGUCAUUGCCGCCGAUGAUGUAGAGCAGUUACUUGAUCAGUUCAACCAUCUCGUUCAACAACUCGCGGAAAAUGCAGACAAGAAGCUGCCACUUGAUCGCCUUCAACUUCUUUCUCCAGGUCAAAUGGCCCAGAUAUGCAGAUGGAAUUCUUCUAUUCCAUCGCGAGUCGACCGUUGUAUCCACGAGUUAGUGAUGGAUCAAAUGACUACUCGACCAGCGGCUACAGCCGUUACUGCCUGUGAUGGUGACUUAACUUACAGACAGUUAGAUGAUCUUAGUUUCCAACUAGCCCUCCACUUGAUUGAAACAGGCAUCGGCCCAGAAGUCAUUGUUGGCGUGUGCAUGAGCAAGUCGAAGUGGGCAGUAGUGGCAAUGCUGGCGGUACUAAGAGCAGGUGGUGUUGUCGUUCCUCUUGGAACACGCCAGCCGCUUGGACGUAUUGAAACUAUCAUCACUGAUACAGCCGCGCCCCUUAUACUGGCCGACCGUCCUCAGGAGCAACAGCUGAAAGGUCUUCAGGCACCUACGCAGCUUCUCGUCGUCGAGUCCUUCUUUGAAAAAACAGCAAAACCAGCGCAAAACACUGGGCUCCAAGUGUUCGCAAGAUCUGAUAACGCGGCUUGGAUUAUCUACACAUCAGGCUCAACUGGGACGCCGAAGGGAGUUGUUCUUGAACAUGGUGCUCUAGCAACAAGCAUCCUUGGUCACGGAAAGGCGUAUGGCUUACAGUCUGACGACCGCAUACUUCAGUUCGCGGCCUACACCUUCGAUGCCGCUAUCCAAGAGAUAAUGACCACGCUUGCAUUCGGAGCUUGCAUUUGUAUCCCAUCUGAACAGGAUCGUGUCGAGCGGCUCACAUCAUACGUCGCGGAGAAUCGAAUUACUAUGGCAACUUUGACGUCAACAGUAGCUGCGCUCGUCCGACCUCGGGAGACCCCAACAGUAAGAACAAUAAUACUGGUUGGUGAAGCUGUUCAGGCAAACGUUGUGGACCAGUGGUUACAACAGGCCAAGGUUAUCAAUGGGUAUGGACCAUCUGAAUGCUCAAUCGCCUCAACAUGCAGGGAGAUCCAGAAUAGUUCGUCAGCCUUGAACAUUGGAACUGCCAUUGCGGGUGGUCUCUGGGUUGUGAAGCCUUCCAGUACGGAACUCGCUGCUUUUGGCAGUCCGGGUGAAUUGCUUAUCGACGGGCCUCUGCUGGCACGCGGAUACUUGAAUGACCCUACCAAAACGGCAGCCUCCUUUAUUACGGAUACUGUUUUCCUCAAAGAUUUGGGUCUUUCGGGUCGUCGCCUCUAUCGUACCGGCGAUCUAGUACAGCAGAACCGGGACGGCUCUCUUACCUACCUUGGCCGCAUCGAUACACAGAUUAAAAUCCGUGGCCAGCGUGUAGAAAUUGGAGAGAUUGAGAGCCAAAUCGAGAAGCAUCCCACUGUUCGAGAUGCAGUUGUCCUUUAUCCACGCCAAGGACCUCUCGCAAAUCGUCUUGUCGCGACUGUUGUACUGGGUGAAACCUCUACAGAUUCUCAAAGCACGGCCAUCCAACAAAUCUCUCAAGAGUACCAGGGCUAUGCCAACACGCAGUUUCAUGAGCUCCAGCGUAUCCUAUCGGAGAAUCUCGUCUACUACAUGAUACCGAGCGUUUGGGUCCCAUUGGCAGCUGUGCCGGUGAAUACGUCAGGGAAGACCGAUCGGCUUGCCAUCUCGCGAUGGGUCCAGUCCUUGACAGAGGACGAGGUUUCAACCCUCACAUCAGAGGAGACUGAGUAUAUUGAUGAGGAGUUAACAACAACGAUCGAGAGGCAGCUACGGCAGAUCUGGAGUGAAGUACUUGACGUUCCACUCCACAAAAUUACAUACACAACGACCAAGUUCUUCAGUCUUGGUGGAGACUCCAUCACUGCAAUGCAGGUAGUUUCUGCUUGUCGAGCUCGAGGCAUUCUAGUCACUGUGCGUAAGGCUCUAGACUACCAGACCAUCCGAGAGCUCGCAACCCAGACACAAACGACUGAGAAUUCAAGUUCGAUAACAAAGAUACCGGAAGGCAACUUUCAACUUUCGCCGAUCCAACAAAUGUAUUUCGCGGAUAUUGCGGCCGACGGAAUCCGUGCUGACGGAGAAUAUCGUUUCAAUCAAGGAGUGACACUCCAUGUUACACGUCAGAUAGACUGGGAAGACCUUGCCCAGGCCCUCGAUGCGAUUGUAUCAAAGCAUGCCAUGCUUAGAGCUCGUUUCAGUCACAGUCAGAAUGGCUGGCACCAAUGGGUGGAGAAGCAUGUUCCUGCUUCUUACCGUCUUUGCAAACACACAGCCAGUGACUCACGGUCUAUGCAAGAUAUUAUCGAACAUUCACAGGUCUCGUUAGAUCUCGAGCAUGGCCCAGUUUUUGCAGCCGACUUGAUUCAUCGUCCGGACAUGCAAAAGGAAGAUGGGCAAGAUGGGCAGGUUCUGCAUUUUGUUGCCCAUCACCUUGUCAUUGAUCUCAUGUCUUGGCGUAUUCUGCUACAGGAUCUGGAAACCCUUUUGGUGUACGACCAGCCAUUGAAAAUGGAUAUCUUGUCCUUCCCUACCUGGUUGGAACGCCAGCGCCAGUCGCUGAGCAAGUCCUUGGACAACAAUAUUGACCCCUUGCCAGUAACUAUACCCAAGGCCGAUUGGGAGUACUGGGGACUGGUUCCUCGCCAGGAAAGAUCUGUUGAUCUUGUCAACAUUCAGACAAAGUGCGAUUCUGCCACAACUUCGAUCCUUCUCUCCGACGCUGCCAAUUCCGCCCUCAAAACAGAGCCAGUGGAGAUCCUCCUAGCGGCGUUCUAUCACUCUUUCAGGGAGCACUUUAGUGACCGGCCUGUACCACCUAUCUUUACUGAAGGACAUGGUCGAGAGGCUAUGGACGGCGAGACGAACUUGACUGAAACUGUCGGUUGGUUUACAACGCUCUCCCCAAUUUACAUCCCGCCAAGUGAGAACAACAACAAAGCCAUCGAUGUCCUUCGACAAUUGAAAGACCAGCGCCGACGUAUCCCUAGUCGCGGAAUGCCCUACUUUGCCAGUCGAUUCCUCACUCCCGAGGGUCGAGAAAGAUAUGCCGAUCACGGUCCAGCUGAAAUUGUCUUCAACUAUCUUGGAAGAUUUCAACAACUUGAGCGAGAAGAUGCUCUAUUCCGCAUCGACAAUGGUGAUGAUGCGAUCAGCGUGGCCCCUGUUGGGAAUCUCGUAAACAUUUCUGCUGUGCUCGACAUUUCCGCCACUGUGCAUGAAGGGGAACUCUGUAUAAACAUUCGCUUCAGUCCGAAGACAAAGCAUCAGAAGACCUUGCAGCGAUGGGCUCAAUCGUAUAGCUGUGCUAUUGAGAGCCUUGUUGGGGAGUUGGCCACAGUCACACCAGGAGCAACAGCAACUGAUUUCCCACUUGCACGCCUCUCCGAUAACGAUAUGUCCCUGAUUGAGAACCAAUAUCUUACCACCAUGGGCGUCUCGUCCAGCCAGGUUCAGGACAUUCUUCCAUGUUCGCCAAUUCAACAGGGUAUCCUCCUUACGCAAAUGCAACUACCUCGAGCUUAUCUCAUCUACCAAACGUGUCGGAUCACAUCAUCAAACCACAACCGUCCAGUCGCUGCAGAUCGACUUAUCAAAGCAUGGAAGCAGGUCGUUGCUCGCCAUUCUGUGUUAAGGACUAUAUUGAUGGAGCCACUUCCCAAUCAGGAGAAGUUCGUUCAAAUUGUUCUCGCCGAUCCUGAAAUCGAUGUUGUCUGUGUAGACGACGUCUUAGACGAGGAUGCCACCCAGUGGUUUGAAGCACAGUCUCAACUUGAUCCAUCAGACCGACGUCGCCCUCCCCAUCGUCUCACAACGUUGGCCACAACUUCGGGCGAGAUUUACUGCCGCUUUGACAUCAAUCACGCGCUCGUGGAUGCCUCAUCAAUGACACUUAUUAUCCGCGACCUCAUCGACGCCUACGGGAAUGGAUUCACAACUGGUGGAUCCAACUACAGUUCCUACAUCCAGUUUCUCCAGGGCAAGCAUCAACAGGAUGACCUUCAAUAUUGGAAGUCAGCACUCCAUAAUGCCGAGCCAUGUCUUCUAUCGCCGCAAGAUCCAACGCAAAGUGAUGCACAUGGCAAAAUUCUCUCCGUCUCCAAACGAAUCGAAGAUCUUACCAUGCUGAACAUCUUCAGGGAUACGCAUGGCGUGUCUAUUGCAAGCGUCUGUCAGCUAGCUUGGGCUGUGGUACUAGCCAACUGGACGAAUUCGCAGAACAUCAGCUUCGGCAACCUCUCGAGCGGCCGUGAUGCACCAAUCCCAGACGUCCAAGAACUUGUUGGGCCGAUGAUAAAUAUGCUAGUAUGUCACUUGCAGGUGGAUUGGAACGCAAACGUGUCAGAUGUUGCUCGCAAGCUACAAAGCCAGUCUGCCGAGGCCUUUGAGCACCAGGGAGUAUCACUUGCCGCUAUUCAGCACGAACUUGGUCUCUCAAGAGGCCAACCAUUAUUCAACAGUAUUCUCUCUUACAAGAGACAAGUUCCAACCAGUUCCAGUACUGCUGAGAUCAUUUUUGAGGGCUUGGAUUCGGAGGAUCCAACAGAGUACGACAUCAACAUCCAUGUUGUUGCGUCACCUACCGAUCUUGAGUUCGACAUCCUGUACUCAAAUACAUUGCUAUCUGAGUCAGCAGCCUCUAGACUUGCAGAUUGCCUGAUACAAGCUGUUCGUGCUAUAUCCGAAAACGCAAGUCGUCAACUUGGACAGCUGAAUCUGCUGCCUGCCGGUGAUGCGAAUCAAAUUUGCAAAUGGAACUCAGAUAUGGCAGAACCUCGUGAGGCCUGUCUCCACGACCUUGUGAUACAACAAAUGGCAGCACAUCCGACAGCUCAAGCAGUCUACGCCCACGAUGGUGAGUUGACUUACGGAGAUCUAGAUAAGUUCAGCCGUCAGCUGGCUUGCUAUUUGGUCAACCAAGGUGUAGGACCUGAGGUGAUGAUUGGUUUAUGUAUGGACAAAUCGAAGUGGUCAGUUGUUGCUAUUCUAGGCAUACUUCGGGCCGGCGGAGCGGUCCUUCCGCUGGGUGUGUCGAAUCCCCUGGCUCGUGUUGAGGCCAUUCUCAAAGACACGGCCGCUCCUUUAGCUAUCGUCGAUGAAGCACAAGAGUGUCGACUAGGGGCACUUGAAGCAGACAUAAAACUCAUCAACAUCAACUCGUUCGUCAACGCGGUUCCAUCAGCAGUGGAAGGGUUGCCAGUCAGCGAGCCUUGCACAUCGGUACAACCUAACAACAUUGCCUGGUGUCAGUUUACAAGUGGAUCGACUGGAACACCGAAGGGCGUUAUCCUUGAACACGGAGCCCUCGCGACAAGCAUCUACUCCCACAGUCAGAGAUUUGGUUUGCGGCCUGGCGAGCGUUUGUUGCAGUUUGCCGCGUUCACUUUUGACGCUACCAUUUACGAUAUCAUGGCACCCCUUUCCUUUGGUGGUUGCACCUGUAUCCCUUCCGAAAAUGAUCGCAUGAACCGACUUGGACCUUUCAUCUCAGAAGCAAAUGUCAGUUUUGCCUUCAUGACGCCUGCUGUGGUUUCUUUGCUGCAGCCCAAGGAUGUCCCAUCUAUCAAGACCCUCAUUGUAGGUGGUGAGAUCUUUACAUCAAAGACAAUUGAUCAAUGGAUACAACAUGCCGACGUCAAGGAGGCGUAUGGACCUACGGAGUGUUCUAUCUUCUCGACAUGCAAUGACCUCCUGGACAGCUCACAGGUUCGGAAUAUCGGAAUGGCAGUCGCUGCCAGAACAUGGGUCAUCAAUCCAUUCAGCAACGGACAAUUGGUCCCAAUUUCUACACCAGGUGAACUCCUUAUCGAAGGUCCGUUACUGUCUAGGGGUUACUUGAAUGAUCCUGAAAAGACGGCCGGUUCAUUUUUGGUGGAUCCUGCCUUCGUCAAAGAGCUAGGUCUCAGUCCAGGUCGGCGAUUCUAUCGUACUGGUGAUCUUGUGCAACAGAAUUCAGACGGUACAUUACAAUAUCUCGACCGUAUUGGCACUCAGGUCAAGAUCAAUGGCCAGCGGUUAGAAAUUGGUGAAAUCGAGAGUCAGAUUCUACUCUUGCUACCAAACGCAAAAUACGCCUACGUCUGCAAACAAGGGUCUUCUCUCAUUGGCGUCAUCGAAGCUACCUCGUCGAGCCGUGCUGCUGUUGUCGGUUCGCAUUCCAUCAUCACGCCUAACAUGGAGCAACAGAAGAGUUUCGAGUACAUUGAAGCCUCUCUUCGGGAGAGACUGCCCAGUUACAUGAUACCAUCCACUUUCUUGGUCAUCAAUUCAUUCCCGCUCACUGACAGCGGGAAGCUUGACCGUCGACGAGUCGUUAACUUGCUGGACGCCAUACCAUCAGACAAGUGGCUUGAAUACACGGCCAGGUCCCAGAUAUACUACGCGCCUGUUGGUAGGAACGAAGAAAUAUUGAGCGAACUAUGGGCAGCCUGCAUUAAUCUUGAGAAGAAAUCUGUCUCACGCAUGGACAAUUUCUUCGAGCUUGGAGGCGACUCUAUCACAGCCAUGUCCCUGGUUCAACGCCUUGCUAAGCUCGGGUUGAGAAUCCACGUUUCCGAAAUUUUCAAGGACCCUGUGCUGUGUGCAAUGGCAGCACGGGUCACUGCCGACAUUGACGAGAAUGGGGAAUAUGAACGCUUCUCGCUUGUUUCAUCAGAAGAGCGAGCCCAGAUAGUCAAAGAAAACAUGUCACCCGCACGCAGGCAAUUAAAUCACUUUGCUUUCGACGCGACCGGACCUUGUGACACGUCUCAUUUGACGUCAGCAAUCAUUCAGCUUGUCACCAAGAUUGAGUCACUUCGCACUGGAUUUGCCCAAACACACAAGCAGAAGUUGUUACAAGUUGUUUACGCCAAGUGGGAACCAGCAGUACGUGUGUUCAAGACCGACAAAAGUCCUGGUGCCUUUUAUGAAGAGACUCUAGAGCGAGACAUGUUCAUUGAACCAAAUCUUGCGCGACCAAUGUUUGAUGUCGCCAUCAUCAUUACCAGAACUACUCAGCAGGUUCGCAUUGUAUUCCGUAUGUCACAUGCGCUGUAUGAUGGCGCCACUCUGCAUCAAGUAUGGGCAGCCUUGGAAGCAAUCAUGGCAGGGCAGACCAUAGGCAAUUUUGCUCCUGUUGGCCCGUAUUUCCAGAGUCUUCGAGCCCAAACCACAAACGAAACUGAAGAGUAUUGGGGCGAACUUGUCCAAGGAGCCGCCAUUUCAUCAGUCAGUGCAGGUGCGGAGCCUCGGGUAUCACGACUCGGUAUCUUUUCUAGCAAACCGAUCAUGUUACCAAGAAGCAGACAAUUUGACUUCACUCUUGCCGUGGCUGUCAAAGCCGCUUGGGCCAUAGUGCUGAGCCACCACGUCACGAGCAACGAUGUUGUCUUCGCAGAUGUCCUGACAGGACGAACUGUCGUACAUCCAUCCGUCGCAGAUGUUGUCGCAUGUUGCGCAAGAGCUGUGCCGUGCCGGGUUACUUGUGAACCGGAGUGGACCGCAAAGACACUGCUCGAACAAAUCAAACAGCAACAGGUCGACAGCAUGGCACAUGAAGGUCUCGAGCUCCAGCAAAUUGCUCAACGAUUCAUGGGCUGGUCGGAGGAAGUGGAAUCGGAUGCACCAGACAUGAGAGUCAGCAUGGUGAACCACACAAAGGCGCAGAAACAGACUAUGUCACUGGGCUCUACAGUUUACGAGCGAGUGACUGUGGAUCUGAGCAAUUCUUACGCAUCUGUUGACUUUGCCAUCGAGUCUGUCGAACAGGAGGAUGGUUCUCUGUCGUUGGGCAUGGCAUAUGCUUCGGAUCGCAUUUCUGAGCAGUUGGCAAGAACAUUAUCUAACGGAUUCCAAGCAGUUUUGUUGGAAAUUAUUGAGGAUUCAGGAUGUAACGUCAGCCACCUGGAUGACAUACUGAGAGAUUUGGUCGUGAAACAAUAG